This is a messenger RNA of Cyprinus carpio (common carp), 3348 nucleotides long. It is a transcript of the gene tbxa2r, whose product is annotated as thromboxane A2 receptor. Gene Ontology annotation, molecular function: thromboxane A2 receptor activity. Lineage: Eukaryota; Metazoa; Chordata; Actinopteri; Cypriniformes; Cyprinidae. The record is from RefSeq and is a predicted model, not a curated record. Gene Ontology annotation, cellular component: plasma membrane. Gene Ontology annotation, biological process: positive regulation of vasoconstriction; adenylate cyclase-activating G protein-coupled receptor signaling pathway; inflammatory response.
UGCAUUGGUACUCAAAGCUAUCAGAGAGUUUCUGGGAUUGAUUUUAGCGGUAGAAGUUUCUGGCGGAGACCCAGAGACUCCUUCCGUGAAUAGCGUCGAUGAAGGAGGAACAGGAUGGUGUGUCUCAUCAUCAUCAUCAUCCUCCUCAUCCUCACAGUCGUGUGUAUUUGAGCGGGGUUGGAGUGUGUUAGCAGGAUGGAGGUAAUGGGAGGCAGAGCUUGAGAUCCGCAGACCGACUGAAGGAAUGCGCACCGGACUUCCACACGUUCUGAGGUUCACAGAAUAAAACAAACCCAUCUUCAGCAGUCGCCAUCAUGGUUUCCUCACUGUUCGCCAUCAACAAAUCGUCGGCGCUGAGCAACACGACUCCGCUUUGUUUCUCCAUCAACAGCCAGCUUUUCAGACACAACCACACCAUCACCCCGGCAUACUUCUCGGCAGUCUUCAGCGCCCUCGGCUUGAGCUCCAACCUCUUCGCUUUGGUGGUUCUGGCCAAGACCUUCCACCACACCAAGAGCCGCUCACGCUCCUCCUUCCUACUCUUCCUCGGAGGGUUGGUGUUAACCGACUUCAUGGGACUGUUGGUCACCGGGUCCAUCGUGGUGUCCUUCCACAUUACGCACUUCAACUGGCGCCAGCUAGACCCUCAUUGCCAUUUCUGCAAUUUCAUGGGAAUGUCGAUGGUUUUCUACGGCCUUUGCCCACUGCUUCUCGGAGCCACGAUGGCCGUGGAGCGAUUUGUAGGCAUCAACCGACCCUUCGCCCGCUCCACCACCAUGUCCAACAGCAGAGCGUGUUUGAAGGUGGCCAUGGUUUGGGUCACGGCCGGCUGCAUCAGUCUCCUGCCGUUGGCCGGAUUGGGAAGCUACCGUCUCCAGUUUCCCGGUUCCUGGUGCUUCCUCAACAUCAGCUCCAGACCGCUGGAUAUGACCUUCGGUUUGAUCUUCUCACUCGUGGGUUUGCUGUCGCUGGCCCUGUCGUUCCUGCUCAACACGGUGAGCGUCAUCACCCUACUGAGGGUGUGUUGCGGAAAGGACAGCGCUCAACGGAGGCGAGACUAUGAAGUGGAGAUGAUGGUGCAGCUGAUUCUGAUCAUGACCAUCGCCUCUGUCUGCUGGUGCCCUCUACUGGUGUUUAUUGCACAGACCGUGCUGUCGGGCAGCGAGCUCGACGUUCAACACCUGCUUCUCUGGCUUCGGUUUGCGACGGGGAACCAGAUCCUGGAUCCCUGGGUCUACAUCCUAUUCCGACGUGCCGUACUGAAGCGCAUAGCUCCAAAGAUGGACUGGUCCCGCGGCUCCAUCGUCAGCCUCUAUCCGACCAUUUCGACGUCCUUCCGCAAGUUCACACGCGCCUCUCUCGGAGGAACGCUUGACCGCUUGGAUCACGUCCGGCCGAAUCCAGACAAAGCCAGACAAGAGGAUAUGCCUCCACAUGUGUUGGAUGCCACUGCGCCACUUAAUUCCAUUUAGCAGCCAAGUCUAGCAUUUACUUUCUACUUCAUUAAUGAUUCAAUGUCUAAUAUGGCGCCCAAUGUAGGGUGUGACCCUCCUUUUGAAGACUUUUGUUGUUGCAUUGCUUUUCAGAGAGAUGCUGACGGCCGGCCUGGCCAAGAAAGUAUAGUCGGACACGUUCAAGAAGCGUAUAUUUGAGCUCCCAAGACGUGGCAAACUCACAUGAACUUGGAGAGGGAAGCUGUUGAGGAAAAUGUACUGUAGAAACUUGAAUAGCAAAGUGGACGUGGCUCGGUUUUUCCAGUUGGCCGGUGAUUGGAUAAGGAAAAAUGAUGGGCGGUUGGAGUAGAGGGGUUGGGAAAAAAGUGUGUUUGGUGAUGUUGUUUUGGGGGUGGAGCCUUUGCACAAUAGUACUCGCCCACUUUGUCUUCAGUUCCUGGAGUUUUUCACAUAUAGUUACCAUUCAAGUCUUCGUUAAAGAGUUUAACCAAUCCAUGAAGCAAACCAAUCAGCUACGAGGUGGAUCACAACAUUGCAAUCUCUGAUUUAAAGAAAAAAGUAUUUAAAAAUAGGACAAAAAGGCUAUAAUGUGUACUAAAAAAAAAAGUUGCAGUAGAAACUUAAAGUGGCUUGAGAAGGCUUGAGUGGGAAAGUGGGUGGGGCUUGAAUUUUACCAGUUGGCCAGUGAUUGGAUGAUGAAAAGUGACAUUUGGUCGGAGGGGGAGGUGUUGAAAAAUAAGUGUGUUUGAUGAUGUCAUUUUGGGGGCGGAGCCUUUGCACAAUACUUUCUGCCCAUGUUUUCAGGAGUUCCUCAAGUUUUUUCCCGUUCAUUUCCCAUUCAAGUCUUCGUUAAAGAGAUACCCCCAACCACAAUAGCUCCCGCCCACUUUCAGCAGUUCCUGUAGUGCUUUUCCCAGAGGGAUUUUUAAAAGAGUUAAAAGCAAUUAACCAAACCAACCAACUAGGAGGUCAAUCACAAAAUUAACUCUUAUUUAAAGCAAAAAUGUAUUUAAAACUCUGAUAAAAAGACAAGACUGUAUACUCAAUGGAUAAAAUGAAAACAUACAGUAGAAAAGUGCAGACUGGGCUCGAUUUGGGACGACUCGGCAGUUUUGGCUUGCUUCCCAGACAAACACCCUCCUUUUCCUUUCUGAUAAGACCACACACUUGGAUAAAAUGGGAGACAGCUUUCACCACAAAAGCAAUUCUAGUCUAUUUCUGGUGUUGUCAUAGUACAUUUUUGACUUUUGAGGAAUUAAACAAGUAUUAUUACCAGCACAAUUUUGGAUAUUCUUGUGUAAGGAGACACAGGGUUAGCAUCAAAUGCUGUCAGGGUGAAUAAUCUGUUUUGAUCUCCAUUUUGAUAUCACAUGUAAACCUGAGCAUUGAUGCAUAAAAAUUAUUCAACCCUCUUGUGUUUGGAUUGCUUCAGCCAAUUGUGCUUUUUUUUGGCAAGCAACAUCGCUAAGACCUAGCGCGCACUGCGAACAGAAUCUUAUCAGCUAGUGUACACUUAAGACAGAUUCUUGUGUGCAUACAACAUGGAUUUAUGGUCAUUUUUAAUUAUUGAGCUGUUUGGCCAACAUGCCAUGCCAUUUUCCCAGGACACAUCCUGGUCAGGAUUUCUACAUUGCCUAAAAUAUCCAGGUUUUGGCUUUGGUUUCUUGUUUUCAUACUUAAUGAAGGUAAUGAUCGUUUGACCAAUAACAUGCAGACAUUGUACGUAAUCAACCAAUUGUGGUGCGUGAGACGGUGGGCUCUACAGAGGACGGUCAAAGCGAUGCAAAUACGUGUACACAUAGUGUUCGACGCAACACUGAGCAUACCGAUCGGUGUAUGACAUUAAAGUACCGUGAGAGUGAUUCAAAAGCACAAGAAGCCGUCUGCUCUCUAG